Messenger RNA from Seminavis robusta, 2436 nucleotides. The record is from the annotation of a GenBank genome assembly. NCBI's taxonomy places the organism in Eukaryota, Bacillariophyta, Bacillariophyceae, Naviculales, Naviculaceae.
AUGGCAGCUAAUGUUACUUGGACUCGCAAUUCAGGAGGGCAUCGCCCAAACCCAUCAGAACAGCCUGCUAUCCAGCUAUUUGACAAGGUGAUGGACCCAAUGAAAUUUGGAGAGAUAUCAGUUGAUGAUCUUGUUGGUGACAAUGGCCUGAAUUUGAUGAGUGACUUCUGUACUCGCAUUGGUGAAAAUCCUCCCAUCGGUCAAAGAACAAACAAGCCCAUGGCGGCCUCCGCUGUAGACAAGUACAUCGAGGCGUUGUGCAAGCAUCUUAGGACCAAGUAUGGCCGGUCGCAACAGUUUUUAAAUUUCCCAUUGUUUCCUCCAGCGGAUGUGAAUGGACUCAAGAAGACUUUCAACGAUUUACAUGGUCGAACGCUCAUGCAGGGAACCGACGAUGAUGCCAUCCUGCGCGACUACUAUCCCAUCCCACGCCAGCAUUCCCAAAGGACGAAGAUUCUACCGGUCCAUGAUUUUUCAAAUCCACAACAACAACGACUAGCGAGGAGUGUUGAUUUGCUCCGACUAGCAACAAGACUACUAACCAGAGGACAGUUUAAGGAUUUACUGAUGGUCCUGAUCACUAACAACGCGGUUGGAAGAGGAGGAGAGUGCAAGUUUUUGAGCUAUGACAAGAUGUUUUGGGACUGCUAUUUUAACAUGCUCUUCUUUCAGUGGUUCCAGAGGAAGGAGCUCAAGACCAGUCCAUCCGCCUUCGUCCAGGACUUCGAGCAUCCAGAGUUGUGUGUCCUCUUUGGAUUUGGUCUCUACUGGUCACUUUGCAGUGGAUUGGUCCGGCCAGCGACCAUGAUGGCAUCACCUGGCACUCCAUUCUACCGCCGAUCCAAGUUUGUUUUCCAGGAAAUGCACGAAAACCAGGAUAGCCAGGUGGCUGCCUCAUUAACCACCAUUAUUCGCUCCUGUGUGCACCACCAAAUCCAAUCACACUACACGGUGAAGAGUCUCCGGGCUGGUGCCAUGUCCAUGCUUGCGUGGCUACCCACUGUCACUUAUGAAGAGUGCAUUGCGUUGGGUGGUUGGAGCACCAAAGCAAGCCGUGAUUGGUAUGUGUGGCAGUACUUGGUGGCUGUUGUUCCAGGAGCACUCGCUUUGGCUGGAUACCCCGAUCCUCGACAAUUGCCGUACGCUCCAACCUGUGAGAUCCUUUUUGCGGAUAAUGACCAAGACAAGAUUUUCCCAAGGGACAAAUUUGCUCUUUUCCAGAGAGAUCUCUUCCCAAACAGUCUGCCGGAGCUUGCACCUGGUGGCCGACUGAGGCCUUUCAUGGACAUUGUGACAGCGGUGAUGGUCAAGAACUACCGCUACAUGGAAACAAAAUAUGGAGCUGACCACCGGUAUGUGCAUCGAAUGAGAGUGGUGGUCCACUCUGCUGGAUUGGCGCAAGAUUUGGUGCAAGCAUCCACCAAGCUGCGGUACUGGUCCAAGAAAAUCCACGAUGACACGACAACAAACAACAACAGCAAUAGCGGUGUACUGCUGCGGGCCACCAUAUUCGACAAACUACAGGAAUUAUCUAGCAGUGUGGGAGAUUUAUUGCGUACCCGACAACAAGAACAGCUGAACCAUGGGCUUAUUCUUAGUGGUAUUGCCGAUUUGAAGUCCGGCCAGUCAGAUAUUGCACAGGCAGUUCGCGAUCUACAGACACAAGUGGCACAGUUAACAACGAUGGUCCAGAAUGCCAGUCUUCGAACUGCGGUACCAUCGACUCCAUCUCCACGCAGGUCUCCACGCAGACGGCAGACUCCGCAGCAACAACCUUCGCCCAUUCCACCACCACCUCCUCCACCACCACCAAGUCCACCACCGCCUCCUCCACCGCCAGAGCCACGGCAUAUACCGCUGGUCAGAGCUGGAUUGGGAUCCAACGGAGGUGGUCGCGGUGUUCGUUCCAGUGAAAGAAGAAUGAUGAACAUCCUACUGGCUCUUUACCAACAUGAUGACUUCCGAAAUCUACACACGAACGUGGAACUACGGUCACUGGCCAAUAUUGUCAAUCUACGGUUGGGUGGUGAUCGUCGCAACUUCAAGAAGGUAGAAGCAGCCCUUGAUUUGGUUGACUGCCUUUGGUCAGCCGAUACAAGAACAAAAGCAAUCAACAAGAGCUUCGACGAUGAAGCCAAAGCUACACAAGCCUUCUCUGAGGUGGACCAGCGAGUAAAGAGGACAUGUCAUGUACACGACAACCCAGGAGACAAGCAUAAACCCAAUUCGCAAAGGUCUACAGCUAUUAUUGGAGUGGGAAAUCUCAUCUUGAAGAAGGAUCGAGAGCCAUUCUUCACUGCAAUCCGCUCGCGAAUGCCAAAAUGGGGUACUAGGAUACCCCCGGUGGCUGUUGGCCAACAGACUCUGUGGGACAUUGUCACGGCGAAAGAAGAUGCCAUCAAAGCAAGAGUGCGCACCAUCGGAAGAAGAAGAUAG